GAAAUCACUCUAAACAUUGAUUUAAUGCUCCAGAAAACAGUUGUGCUGCAUAGACUAAUAUUAAUUGUACAUGUAGCAGAUACUUUUGACCAAGGUGACUUAAAUAAGUUAAUUUUUUGCAGGAGUAGUCACACAUUUAAUUGAUCAAAACCUUUCAGCAAAAUUGUCCAACAACUCCCACUCUUGUCUUAGGACAAUUUUAAUACAAAAUACAGUUGAAAACAAAAUUAUUUAGCCUCUUGUGAUUUUUAUAUAUAUUUUUUGAAAUAGUUCCCAAAUUAUUUUUAACAGAGCAAGAAAUUCCCGUUUUAUUCUUCUAAAAUUAAAUUAAACAAAGUAAAUCAAAUUGAACAAUCUAUUAGCAUGGUUACAAAGCAGAAUUUGUUCAAGAAAAUUACUGAACUUAACAACCAUAACUUUUGAGGGCCCCAUCACACAGGGCUCCGCCACAAUGCGCACUCAUCCACUGGUUGUUGCUAGAAGAAGUUGCUGCCAAAAGUGAACAAGAAUUAUUUAUGUUAUUUAAUAAACUACCCAUUUAAUUGUAUUUUAUUAAUGCUUACCCCAACGCUCACACUAAUGUAAAAAUGUUAAUCAUUGUACAGUGUCACAAAAAUGAUGUGAUGAUGAUUCAUGUGAUCCCGUUUCUCCUCCUAGACCUCUGAGCUUUCAGACACUGGGUGGCGCCAUCUUCCUGGUCUUUACUGCUCAUCUUUAAACCUCCCUAGAAAAACAGGUUCCUUUCAAUCAGUAGAUUUUGUUUAAUAAAUUGACGAUUUAAUAUUGAAUAAUUUGCAUGUUUAAAGAAUAUGAACCGGCUUUACAAAUAAAGUAUAAAAUUGCACACGAUGGGGAUAUAUUUGACUAUUUUGGAACUAAUUUAUCACUAGUAAAAUACUGCUUUUCAACUGGCCUAUACUUUUUUUAGCAACAAAUAUUGCAAGUUUAUUGUAUUUCUGUUUAAUGCAUUUUUUUACAUAAAGAUCUAAAUUAAUCGGAAUUAAUCUGACGAGGAUAUAAUAGGCUCAUUUAGUGUAAACAUGUUGUAGCCAAUUUGUGCAUUACAAAUUCUGCAUUACAUUACAUUACAAUGCAUCGCAAUACAAGAUGUGAAAUACAAACUCUGAAAUGUUCCUGAACAUGUUUUGCACGAUUUGCGUUCUCUAAAAACACUUUGCAUUUAAUUUAAGUCUUUAAAUUAAACAAUCUGGCAGUUGUCGCGUUUUAAUAACCCAAAUAACUCAUUGGGUUGUGUUAAUUUUAAAGUUUCUUCAUGUAACCUAUAGGCAACUUUAGUUGUAUAUUUGAGUGUAAACUUAUUUUAUCAGACAAAUGUCGCCAUUUAUCAUAGACCAUUUUAACACAUUUAAGGUUUGCCUUCAGAUAAUGUGUCAAAAGAAGUUACAACACUUUCCGGUGUUGUUUGCUCAAUACAGCUACUUCCCACUUUACCAGUUUAAAGGAUAAACACAAGUUUGAAAUCAUCAUACAAACGUUUUCAAAUGCACGCAACACUUUAGGAUAAUCCUCUGGCUCCGUUUACCAAAACACCUGCUGCCACAUAACAUUAGCAGCAGACACACACACACACACACACACACACACACACACACACACCUGCCACUUGAUAAGCAGCAGACAACGCGCCGAAACGAGCACUCCUCCAACACGCCCUCUUGUUCUGCUUCUAGAGAGGGAAGUAAACGUGAGCUCGUCUUUUUCUUCCAUCACUAGACCGACUUUUAUGAUAAGUAACGCAGGGGAUUCUGACCGAAACAGGACCACAAACAGAACUCAGAUGAACACCCAAGGCUUUGGAGAAACAUUUACCGACGUCUAUCCAAAUGUACCGUCUGCUCCAACCGGGCGCGCUUUUUCACAGAAAGUUUUGGUUCUACUGUACGAGCGGGGACUGAAGCAGCGGUAGGAUGUCAAAUAAUACCACAAAUGACAGCUCGUAUCCCCACAUACGCGUUUGGGCGUCGGGGGUUUCUCUGGUCAUCUUGGCUCUUUUCAACCUGGUCAUCAACUGGACCAUCGUGCGGGAGCAGAGGCUGCGGAGCCACGCGCGCUUCGUCCUCGUUUUUCACCUGCUGUUCUCCGCGCUGGUUUACUUUGCGCUCUGCUUCAGCUUCUACUUACAAAACUAUCUGAAUGCGGCCACCACGGCCACCACAUGCACGGUGCUAAUAAGAGGACUGAUGACCAGCGGUUCCAACAUCAUCCUCACCAUCACGGCGAUGGCGCUGGACCGUUAUUUCGCCAUCUGCUACCCGAUGCACUAUGGUAAAGUGUUCUUCAAGCCGUGGCCCUGGUUCAUCGGGAUCCUGACAUGGGGACUCGCGUCUGUCAUUCCUCUCACUGUGACCCCCAGGAACGCCACGGGAACCUGCGGAAGGAAAGAUUUGCAGGGUGGGGAAACACACAAAAUCCUUUUGAUAUCGAUUUGCACUGCUCUCAUCGUGUGCAGCUAUGUGCGGAUCUUAUAUGAGGGGCGACGGCUGGGUGUGUUUAACCGGCGCAACCGAGCUGCGUGUCGGACUAUCGCUCUCCACGGAACGCAACUCGCCGUUUACAUCCUCCCAAACUUUAUACUGUUUUUCCUGCAUAUUCUCAAGAAUAAGGAUUUGUUCACAUCUGACACCAAAGAGCUUUUUGCUGUCAUAAGCUUUGUGUUCUUCAGUCUGGCGCAGUGUUUCGCGCCGAUAGUGUACGGACUGCGUAAAGAGGAACUACUGGAGCAUCUCAGUCAUCGGUUCCCGUGUUUAUCUGGCCGGUUAAAACUCAUCUUGGAGUGGACUGUCAACAUCGCCCAUCCCAAACGAUGUCGCCAACAACGAGAGCGGAGGAUGACUUCAGAGACUUUACUAUCUCGAGAGAUCUCUCAAACCACUGUUUGACCACAUUUGGAUUAAGAAACAAGCCCGCUGUUGGUUUCUUCAAACGAAAUAUGCACAAAACAAGCCUGAAACUAAUACUGAAUCAAGGUUUUCACAAUGCAACCUUUUUUAAAUCAUCUGCGAAAUUCAGGAAACACAAUUUUCCACUGUUGACUUACAAAACUUCAAGACACAAAUUCAUCAAGUUAGGAUACAAUACCGCAACCAUGUGUUCAGGAGUCACUCUUGCCAAAAGUGUGAUUUUCAAGGCAGCAACAUUAACUGUAAAUAGUACUAAUGACUUACUCAUGUGAUGCGUCAUGUGAACAAGGGGAAGCUAUGUGAAGAUGCCUGGUUGUAAACGCUCAUAUUUGUAAAAGCGCUACAGACGUCAUCUCUGGUAUUGUUUGAUUUAGCCCAAACAGUAUUUUGCAGUCAUUAACAUAAAUAAGCUAAAGACCCAAGUAAGACUUGGAUUUGUACAACUGUGAAGCAAGAUUGUCAUGUACAGUAUGUGUUGUGAAACUGUAAGAUUUGUAGAAUUAGAUAUAUUAUUUCUGACACUGCCACAUCCUGAGUUGACAAGACACCCUGUUUAAUAAGGUCAUUAACGUUCAUCAACAGUUUCCUGUAAACGCUCUCUUUACAAUAUAUGUUCACUUCCUUCAGAAGCCAGUACACUUGGUGAAAGGACCUACUGUAAUGCAUGAUGGUUUUAAAGCACUGGAACAAAGGGCACAUAUUUAUAAUAACGCCUUUUCCUUGUAUGAUACAACUGUGAUAUUAACAGAUAUUCUCUGUAUACCUGCUUAAUGCCUUUCGAGAGAUGCUGCAGUAGCAGAAGAACAACAAAUAUACAUUUAAGAGAAACUGUUUAACGUAAAACGUGUAAGAGCAGAACCAACGGUUUGUGUCAUUGUCUGGUUUAGCAAACAAUGGUGCAAUAAGCAUUUUAUCUGCACUUCUCUAUUUGUACUGCGUGUGGUCUUGGAUUUCAUGCUUUUGUACACUUGUAAUAAAAACCUUUUGUAUUUAUGCAAAAUAAUAAUGGGUUUAAGUUACUUACUCACAUUAAAAAAUGACACUGAAUAACAGGAGUAGGUUUAGGGUUCUUGCAUGCACUGGGCUAUACGCACAGCUAGAGUUUUUCAGCCAAUGAAAGCUUAAUGUGACUAUUUUCAGUUUCAUAAGGCUCCUUUUACAGCAUCAAUGUUGUAAUGUAAUUUAAGUACAUUCAGCUAAAUAGACUUAAGCAUUCAUUUAAUUGUUGAAGCUUAAAACGAGAUGAAAGAUGCCAGGAUCAGCAGGCAAGCGGACAAACUCCAUUGAAAAUACUGGGGUAAAAUAAACUGUUAUGUUUUAAAUACAUUUAAAACGAAUUUAAUGAAGUGCUUCUUGUCUGGUCUGAGACCCACUUUAUAUCGUAUAUCUAUCAGGCAGUGAAGAUCACUGAUUUUUGAAGAGGUCAGACCUUAAACAUGAAGAUUUUAUAAUGGAAAGACAGUUCACCGAAUGCACUGAGGCUGACUGGCUGAAAUUAAAAGUCAGUGUGCAUAUAGCCCAUUAUACACAUUACAACUAUUAUUAUAGUAAGUGCAUGCAACAAGGACACUGUAAAAAUAGUUACCAAAAGACUUUAAGUAACCGAGACAAACAUGUGUUCAUAAUCUGAAACUCGACUGAACAGAACACUUCUGAGUAACUGCGGAUCUGACAUUCCUCAUUAUGACCAUGGGAAAACUAGUUUCAGUAUGUGAAACCACUAAUAAAUAUGUUGACCAACAAGGUCAAAUUGAAAACAUUUGGAAAGUCACUGGACUGACUUUCAUUGAAAGGUUUCAUGUAUUAGAAGAAGAUUCUUGUAUUUUAUUUCAUAUAUAGUUUUAAUAUUUCUUAAAUGUUUGAAAAGUUUGUAAUCAGAUAAGAGAGAAAAAAACACUUUCACAAACUUUUUGAGAUCAUCUAUAAAAGCUUGUCGGUUUGUUUGUUAUUUUACAUGCAAGACGUUUUUGCUGGGAAAAUCAAAAGGAUGGGAUGUUUACACACACUCCCAAGAGAACAGCAGACGAUAUUAAUGCUCAGGAUAAUGUAGAAAGUGCUGUUCUGUACUUUAACAUCAGCGUGUCAUGCAAAGAGAAGGGAUUUAACUCAAACUAUAGUCUCACAUAGAUCUAUACAAGUCUCAGAUAUAUUACAGAAAAUACAAUGCUGUCUAAUAGUCUGUUGACACGAUGUCGGCUAAACAUAUCCACACCCACACUUAGGGCAUUUUCUGAUGCUUUUGUUUUUAUUUCAGAAUUAAAUAAAGCCAAGUUUUAUUCUUAGUUUGCAAGUGACUCCUCGCUCUUUUCCCUCACAAGCCUGACAAUAUCGCAAUGACUAUAUGCUUUCUUCACAGCUGUUUUCCCACUUCUGUUAUUGUUUUCAUUCAUUAUGUUAUUGAGAGCAAAGAGUGCAGCAAAUAUUUACAUAUUAAUCUAAACUCUGCUCUCAGCAGCGUGGAUUCUGUCUGAGUGCUCAGUAUAUCACAAAAAAGGCAUUACUAACUUCUUUUCACUUCUAAUCAAGGAAGAAAGAGCUUUGCGCUCAAGUCACAUUCAGUUUCUUGUGCAUUUUCUACAUGCACAAGCUGUAAGUUGCUAGCUGCAGUUCACUUAAUGGCCACUGGUGUCGCUAAAAACAA
Molecule: messenger RNA, 5562 nt
Organism: Danio rerio (zebrafish)
Lineage: Eukaryota; Metazoa; Chordata; Actinopteri; Cypriniformes; Danionidae
Source: RefSeq, a predicted model, not a curated record